Neogale vison (American mink) is the source of this 4519-nucleotide messenger RNA. RefSeq names its product WW domain containing E3 ubiquitin protein ligase 1 (gene WWP1). Lineage: Eukaryota; Metazoa; Chordata; Mammalia; Carnivora; Mustelidae. The record is from RefSeq and is a predicted model, not a curated record. Gene Ontology annotation, molecular function: ubiquitin protein ligase activity; protein binding. Bases 262 to 3030 code for a protein of 922 amino acids. The transcript has 25 exons. Gene Ontology annotation, biological process: ubiquitin-dependent protein catabolic process.
GGUGGCUGCUGCUGCCGCCGCCGCCGCCGCCGCGCCUGCUGCGAGAUGGCGAUCUUGGGCGCGGAAGGGUGAGGGCGCCCGCCGCUGGAGGAGGCGCCGCUGCUGUGGCCGCCCGACCGCCGGGAGCCGACAGCUUUGCGUCGGGUUUGUCUCCUCACUAGACUAUGAGCUCCUUGAAAGAAGGAAUCGUGUCUUACUCAUCUUUAUAUCCCCAGUGUCUAGCACAGUUCCUGGUACAUAGUAUAAGCUGAAUAUUGGGACAUGGCCACUGCUUCACCACGGUCUGAUACUAGUAAUAACGACAGUGGAAGGUUACAGUUACAGGUAACUGUUUCUAGUGCCAAACUAAAAAGAAAAAAGAACUGGUUUGGAACAGCAGUAUAUACAGAAGUAAUUGUAGAUGGAGAAAUUAAGAAAACAGCAAAAUCCAGUAGUUCUUCUAAUCCAAAAUGGGAUGAACAGCUAACCGUAAAUGUGACCCCACAGUCUACAUUGGAAUUUCGAGUUUGGAGUCAUUAUACUUUAAAAGCUGAUGCUUUAUUAGGAAGAGCAACAAUAGAUCUGAAACAAGCUCUGUUAAUACACAAUAGAAAAUUGGAAAGUGUGAAAGAACAAUUAAAACUUUCUUUGGAAAACAAGAAUGGCAUAGUGCAAACUGGUGAAUUAACAGUUGUGCUCGAUGGACUGGUGAUUGAGCAAGAAAGUCUAACAAACUGCAGCUCAUCUCCAACCAUAGAAAUACAGCAAAAUGGUGAUGCCUUACAUGAAAAUGGAGACCCUUCAACAAGAUCAACCUCCAGGUUGGCUGUUGAAGGUACUAAUGGAACAGAUAAUCAUGCACCCACAAGCAGUCUAGUUCAAAACUCAUGCUGUUCAUAUGUAGUUAAUGGAGACAGCACACCUUCAUCUCCGUCUCAGGUUGCUGCCAGACCCAAAACCACACCAGCUCCAAAACCACUCACAUCUGAGCCUGCCAAUGACACUGUUAAUGGAGAAUCAUCCUCAUCUGCACCAACCGAUAAUGCUUCCACCACGGGUACUGCAAUAGUAUCUGAAGAAAAUGCCUUGUCUUCAAAUUGCACUAAUACUACUGUUGAAGAUCCUCCAGUUCAAGAAAUACUGACUUCCUCAGAAAACAAUGAAUGUAUUCUUUCUAACAGUGCAGCAUUUGGAUCUGAAACAAGAAGUACUUUGGACCUUGCUGCCUCUAAUUCUGGAAAUAAUUCUGCUUUUGAGGCAGCCAAAUUAAGACAGCCAGAUGGGUGUGUGGAACCUGUACGGCAGCAGUCUGGAAGUACCAACACAGAAACAUUGCCAUCAGGGUGGGAACAGAGAAAAGAUCCUCAUGGUAGAACUUACUACGUGGAUCAUAAUACUCGAACGACUACAUGGGAGAGGCCACAACCUUUACCUCCAGGUUGGGAAAGAAGAGUUGAUGAUCGUGGCAGAGUUUAUUAUGUGGAUCAUAACACCAGAACAACAACCUGGCAGCGGCCUACCAUGGAGUCUGUUCGAAACUUUGAGCAGUGGCAGUCUCAGCGGAACCAAUUGCAAGGAGCUAUGCAACAGUUCAACCAGAGAUACCUCUAUUCGGCUUCAAUGUUAGCUGCAGAAAAUGACCCAUAUGGGCCUUUGCCACCAGGCUGGGAAAAAAGAGUGGAUUCGACCGACAGGGUUUACUUUGUGAAUCAUAACACAAAAACAACCCAGUGGGAAGAUCCCAGAACUCAAGGCUUACAGAAUGAAGAGCCCCUGCCAGAAGGCUGGGAAAUUAGGUAUACUCGGGAAGGUGUUAGGUACUUUGUUGAUCAUAAUACAAGAACAACAACAUUCAAAGAUCCUCGCAAUGGGAAAUCAUCUGUAACUAAAGGUGGUCCACAGAUUGCUUAUGAACGCAGCUUUAGGUGGAAACUUGCUCACUUCCGUUAUUUGUGCCAGUCUAAUGCACUACCCAGUCAUGUAAAGAUCAAUGUAUCCCGGCAGACACUAUUUGAAGAUUCCUUCCAACAGAUUAUGGCAUUAAAACCCUAUGACUUGAGAAGGCGAUUAUAUGUAAUAUUUAGAGGAGAAGAAGGACUUGAUUAUGGUGGUCUAGCAAGAGAAUGGUUUUUCUUGCUUUCACAUGAAGUUUUGAACCCCAUGUAUUGCUUAUUUGAGUAUGCUGGCAAGAACAACUAUUGUCUUCAAAUAAAUCCAGCAUCAACCAUUAACCCAGACCAUCUUUCAUACUUCUGUUUUAUUGGUCGCUUUAUUGCGAUGGCACUUUUUCAUGGGAAGUUUAUUGAUACUGGUUUCUCUUUACCAUUCUACAAGCGUAUGCUAAGUAAAAAACUGACUAUUAAGGAUUUGGAAUCUAUUGAUACUGAAUUUUACAACUCCCUUAUCUGGAUAAGAGAUAACAACAUUGAAGAAUGUGGCUUAGAAAUGUACUUUUCUGUUGACAUGGAAAUUUUGGGAAAGGUUACUUCGCAUGACCUGAAGUUAGGAGGUUCCAAUAUCCUGGUGACUGAGGAGAACAAAGAUGAAUAUAUCGGUUUAAUGACAGAGUGGCGUUUUUCUCGAGGAGUGCAGGAACAGACCAAAGCUUUCCUUGAUGGUUUCAAUGAAGUCGUCCCUCUUCAAUGGCUGCAGUACUUUGAUGAGAAAGAAUUAGAGGUUAUGUUGUGUGGCAUGCAGGAGGUUGAUUUGGCAGAUUGGCAGAGAAAUACUGUGUAUCGACAUUAUACAAGAAACAGCAAGCAAAUCAUUUGGUUUUGGCAGUUUGUGAAGGAGACAGACAAUGAAGUAAGGAUGCGACUAUUACAGUUUGUCACUGGAACCUGCCGUUUACCUCUAGGAGGAUUUGCUGAGCUCAUGGGAAGUAAUGGGCCUCAAAAAUUUUGCAUUGAAAAAGUUGGCAAAGACACCUGGUUACCAAGAAGCCACACAUGUUUUAAUCGCUUGGAUCUACCACCAUAUAAGAGUUAUGAACAACUAAAGGAAAAACUUCUUUUUGCAAUAGAAGAGACAGAGGGAUUUGGACAAGAAUGAAUGUGGCUUCUUGUCUUGGAGGAGCUCUUGCAUUUAAAUACCCCAGCCAAGAAAAAUUGCACAGAUAGUGUAUAUAUAAGCUGUUCAUUCUGUACAGUGAAUUUUCUGAACCUCUCAAAGUAUAAAUGUUUUCCGUUCUUCCACAGAAAUAUGCAAAACAGUUCAUCCUUUUCUACUUUAUUUAUUGUUCCCUUGAAGUGACUGACCAGGAAAAAGAUCAUCCUUAAAUUCUGAAGCAAGCAAGAGACUUUAUUAAAAAUAAGUAUAUAUCUAUAUAAGCAUAUAAGAUAGUGGCUCUAGUUUUAUAGAGCUCUGAGUAUAUUAAACAUGACAGCCGUUCAUUCAAAAAAUAAUCUGGAUUUGCUUUACCUUGUUUCUAGUAUCCAGAGGAAAAAGUACAAAUUGCUUCAUGAUCUUCUCCCUUAUAUAACACCUUUUGAGGGUGUUUAGUUGCAUGGCUGUUCAGGAAGGUAUUAAGGGCUUAGGCCAAAUCUUACUUUGAGUAUGUUAAAAAAUGCUGCUGGCUUUUCUGAAGACAGGCAUUUGAACCUGUCAGCUCAUUUUAAAUAAAUACAAUAGUUGAAAAUUUUCCCUCUUUGCUACAUCACUAAUACAGUCAAAGUAAUGAAUGAAACCAUAAUGUACAUGUAAGUGAUACACUAUAUCUGAUGCCAUUUAGUUUAUUCUAGAAAUUGGAAAGAAUUCAUUAAGCAGCAAAGAGAUUUGUUUACAUGUUACUUUGGGAUGCUAGGUAUUUGUGGAGUUAAAAAGAAUCAGGUACUUAAGUACUUUUGUUUUUAAAUCUGUGAUGUUCUUUAAAUUUAACUCAUAUAAAUUGAUGCAGUUUGAUACUUAGGAACAUAUAAUAAGGUAAUGUGAACAUUUUUGCUUUUGUGUUCAGAGUUUUGGUUUUAUAAAACCAGAUGGACUGAAGAGUUGUAUAAGCAUUUGAACACGCAAAUGAAAACUAUUUUCUAUUAGUGUUCAUAUAUCCUCAUUCCUCUUAAAUUCAUGAAAAUUUUAUGAUCUGAAUUAUAUAGGCAUAUUAAAGACUCUUUUGGUCCCCACCCCCCUUUUUACAUAGAUCAUUAUUUUUGUCCUAAUAACUUUUUAAUUUUUCAUUAUCAAGGGCAUUUGCUGAACUACAAAGAUGUAUAACAAAUUAAAAUCUGAUGUGAAUGAUAUUAAUGCUAUUUUAGCAAACUGGGCUUCCUUAUUAACAAAAAUUGCAAUUUCCAUUUGUAUCAUUUCAAUAUGCAGUGUAAAUUUCAGGAAGUUAGAAAUUUUUUUAUAACCACAAACUGACAUCUUAAAAUGUUAUCUGUAAUAUAUUUAACUGCUAAGUACAUAUGGAAAAUACUAGUAUACAAUUUAAUUUCCCUAAACAGUUUUUGUUUUGCCAAAAUUUUAUUUUUCUACAUACUAGAUCGUGUUCUGCACUUCUAUUCAAAGUUCAUAGUAAAGACGAAAUAAAGGCAGUGAUUCACUA